GCUCAACACCAUCUUCUUUCCCCUCCCUUUCUCUCCCCCGUCGGCUGAGGACAAGAAUGAGAGAGAAUGAGCCAGAGAGACACCCUGGUGCACUUGUUUGCUGGAGGAUGUGGGGGCACUGUGGGCGCUAUUCUGACAUGUCCCCUAGAAGUUGUGAAAACACGAUUGCAGUCUUCCUCUGUUACCUUGUAUAUCUCUGAAGUUCAUCUGAACACUUUGAAUGGUGCCAGCGUUAAUCGUGUAACUAGAGUUUCUCCGGGGCCUCUCCACUGUUUAAAGAUGAUCUUACAGAAGGAGGGUCCUCGCUCACUAUUUCGAGGACUAGGCCCUAACUUGGUAGGCGUGGCUCCAUCCAGAGCAAUAUAUUUUGCUGCUUACUCCAACUGCAAAGAAACAUUGAAUAAUAUUUUUGAGCCAGACUCUACCAAAGUACACAUGACCUCAGCUGGAGUGGCAGGUUUUACGGCAAUCACAGCCACCAAUCCAAUUUGGCUAGUAAAGACACGGUUACAACUUGAAGCAAGGAAUCGUGGGGAAAAGCGGAUGAGUGCUUUCGAAUGUGUGCGCAGAGUCUAUCGGUCAGAUGGAUUUAAAGGUUUUUAUAGAGGUAUGUCUGCAUCCUAUGCAGGCAUAUCAGAGACUGUUAUUCACUUUGUUAUAUAUGAGAGUAUUAAACGAAGGCUGUUGGAAUACAAGUCUGCUUCUGCUAUGGAUGAGGAGGAUGAAUCAGUGAAAGAAGCAUCGGACUUCGUUGGCAUGAUGAUGGCUGCAGCUACUUCCAAAACCUGUGCCACUUCUAUAGCUUAUCCUCACGAGGUUGUUCGAACAAGGCUACGAGAAGAAGGAACAAAAUACAGGUCUUUCUUCCAGACGCUAUCUUUGCUUGUGCGAGAAGAAGGCUAUGGCUCUUUGUAUCGUGGUCUAACAACACAUUUGGUUAGACAGAUUCCAAACACAGCUAUAAUGAUGGCUACCUAUGAAGUGGUAGUCUACUUGCUCAAUGGAUAGUAGUGCUACCAGCUAUCCCUAGGAUGAAGGAAGACCAAAAGCUUGCAGUGGACCAUGUACUCUUAGAAUGGGAGAUAGGUUUUUCUCCUAUUAAGAAAAAGCAGCUGUGGACAACAUGGGAAGCUGGUGGUAGGCAAUCAUGCUCAAUCAUGCUGCCUUAUCAUAUGGUAUCUUUGACAAUGCGAUAAUCAGAAGCUGCUCCCAAGGGAAUGCCUUCAAACGCCUCGUAUUUCAACAUUUUCUCCAGUUGUCUCAACUUUCCUAAUGCAGUGCAGUGGGCCUCAGGACUUCUUUGUGAGUACAGAGGGUCAUAAUGCGUGUUCCUUUUGCAAGGCAUGCUACACUUUCGAGUGAGCUUGUGUCAGUUUUGAAGCUGGUUCAUAGAUCACUUGUAUGUGAAACUCAGUUUUGCAGUUAAAAAUAAAAUGAAUGAUUCACAUUAAGCUGCCCAUUUUACUAUCUCAGGGGCUCUGACAGGGAGACCUAGGUUUUGCAGGGGGGGGAAGUGGCCUUCAUUUGCACAGUUGGGGGGGGCAGGUAGAAAAAGAUGGGGGGAUUUCUUUUCAGUGAAGUUCCAGUUUCAAUAAUACUGGAGUCUGGAAUUCCUGGUGCUGGAGAGGCACAUUGUUUUAAUAGCCCUGAGCAUUUACUCCCUGUGGGAACACAGCCUUAAGACGAUCCACCUGAAAUUGAAACUGAUCACAUCUCUUUCUCUCUUGGGCACACUUGUGCUCAUAAAUCCCAUUGAUUUCAAUGGAACUUAAACACUUUCGUGUUAUGGAUUAUGGCCUUGUUGAGUAAGGCAACAGUAUCUACUAGCAAACUGAAUGCUAGGCUUUUGGUAUGUCGGAAGGCUUGGCGUGCCUCUUUAAAUCCCUGAGAACCAAUGAAACAGUGUGUACUUAAAGGGCAGGUUAUCAAGUGUUCAGCCACUCAGCAUUACACUAGCUCUGAACAAGCUUUAUUGAUGGCUUGUUCCUGCACUAUUUAAUGUAAAACUACAAUAACUAGAGUACCCAAACGCCACUGCAUUUAGAGAAUGCAUAGGGUUCAUUU
Messenger RNA from Gekko japonicus, 2064 nucleotides. RefSeq names its product solute carrier family 25 (pyrimidine nucleotide carrier), member 36 (gene SLC25A36). Gene Ontology annotation, cellular component: mitochondrion. The record is from RefSeq and is a predicted model, not a curated record. Gene Ontology annotation, molecular function: pyrimidine nucleotide transmembrane transporter activity. The transcript has 7 exons. Gene Ontology annotation, biological process: pyrimidine nucleotide import into mitochondrion. Lineage: Eukaryota; Metazoa; Chordata; Lepidosauria; Squamata; Gekkonidae. Bases 67 to 1008 code for a protein of 313 amino acids.